CAGGAGAAAUAUGAGAAGGAUGUAGAGAGUAAACAACAUGAAUUGGAUGUUUUAAAAGCUUCUAAAGCUAAAGAUUUAGAGAGAUUACAAGAACUGACCAAAUUAUAUAAGGAAUAUGAACAAGUAGUAGUAGAAGAUAGAAUAGAAAAAGAGAAAGUGAGACGAAAAGAUGAAUUAGAAGCUAUAGAACUAAGAGGAGCUAUAAAGGUA
Lottia gigantea (owl limpet) is the source of this 210-nucleotide messenger RNA. RefSeq lists its product as hypothetical. NCBI's taxonomy places the organism in Eukaryota, Metazoa, Mollusca, Gastropoda, Lottiidae. Gene Ontology annotation, cellular component: sperm flagellum; cytoplasm. The annotation marks the transcript as partial. Gene Ontology annotation, biological process: cilium organization; sperm axoneme assembly. The record is from RefSeq and is a predicted model, not a curated record. The transcript is spliced from 2 exons.